This is a messenger RNA of Cyprinodon tularosa, 2012 nucleotides long. It is a transcript of the gene piga, whose product is annotated as phosphatidylinositol glycan anchor biosynthesis, class A. Gene Ontology annotation, molecular function: phosphatidylinositol N-acetylglucosaminyltransferase activity. Bases 178 to 1596 code for a protein of 472 amino acids. Gene Ontology annotation, cellular component: glycosylphosphatidylinositol-N-acetylglucosaminyltransferase (GPI-GnT) complex. NCBI's taxonomy places the organism in Eukaryota, Metazoa, Chordata, Actinopteri, Cyprinodontiformes, Cyprinodontidae. Gene Ontology annotation, biological process: GPI anchor biosynthetic process. The record is from RefSeq and is a predicted model, not a curated record. The transcript is spliced from 7 exons.
GCCAGAGGUGACGUAUACUAUCAGGAAGUGGAGUGGUGGCUAACUAUCUAGCAUGGCAGCGAUUUCAAAAUGAAACUACACGAAAAGCCAAGACUUCUAAAUAUAAACGUUCUGACAACACUGGCAUUUAUCUCACAGGACUUCAUGAGGAGCUCAGACCAGCUAGAGGACUAAAAAAUGGGCCAGAGAAAGAAAGUCGGAGCCGUAAAAACAUCCUCAUCUGAAAAUGAUCCUGGAGAGGCUUCUAAAGUCAGCCCCAAGCACAACAUCUGCAUGGUGUCAGACUUCUUCUAUCCAAAUAUGGGAGGGGUAGAAAGUCACAUUUACCAGCUUUCUCAGUGUCUGAUUGAAAAGGGACACAAAGUUGUGAUUGCCACGCACGCCUACGGCAGGAGGAAGGGCGUCCGGUAUCUGACCAACGGACUGAAGGUCUACUACCUGCCCCUGCAGGUGAUGUAUAACCAGUCCACAGCCACCACCUGCUUCCACAGUCUCCCGCUACUGCGCUGCGUGUUCGUCAGGGAACGCAUCACAGUGGUGCACGCACACAGUUCCUUCUCUGCCAUGGCCCACGAUGCACUUUUCCAUGCCAAAACGAUGGGCCUGAACACGGUGUUCACUGACCAUUCCCUCUUUGGCUUUGCUGAUGUCAGCUCCGUGCUGACCAACAAGCUCUUAACAGUGUCGCUGUGUGACACCAACCACAUCGUGUGCGUCUCGUACACCAGCAAGGAGAACACAGUCCUGCGGGCUGCACUCAACCCAGAGAUCGUGUCUGUCAUUCCCAAUGCAGUGGACCCCACAGAUUUCACCCCGGACCCCUCACAGCGUCCCUCCGACCGGAUCACCAUCGUUGUCAUUAGUCGUCUUGUCUACCGUAAAGGAAUCGACCUGCUUGGAGGAAUAAUCCCAGAGCUCUGCCUCAAACAUCCCGAUCUCCAUUUCUUAAUUGGAGGCGAGGGACCGAAGAGAAUUGUGCUGGAGGAAGUGAGAGAAAAAUACCAGCUGCAUGACAGAGUACGUCUGCUUGGUGCUCUGGAGCAUAAAGACGUGCGUGGCGUCUUGGUUCAGGGUCACAUCUUCCUCAACACAUCGCUGACCGAGGCUUUCUGUAUGGCCAUUGUGGAGGGAGCUAGCUGUGGACUGCAGGUGGUAAGCACCCGUGUGGGAGGAAUUCCUGAGGUUUUACCGGAAGACCUGAUCACUCUGUGCGAACCAACUGUGAGCUCAUUGUGUAAGGGUUUGGAAAAAGUGAUUGCCAAGCAGAGGUCUGGCUCCUUUCCCUCACCCAACUCCACCCAUGCUAGGGUGAAGAACCUCUACACAUGGAGAAAUGUGGCUGAGAGGACCGAAAAGGUGUAUGACAGAGUGGCUGGAGAAGAGGUGCUCCCACUGGAGAAGAGGUUAUGGAGACUCAGGUCCCAUUGCGGCCCUGUGGCUGGCUCCAUCUUCGCCUUUGUGGCAGUGCUGGAUUUCCUGUUCCUUCUGCUCCUGCAGUGGUUGGUACCAGACCGGCACAUGGACUUUGCUGUGGAUGCCACAGGCCCAAAUGGAUUGUGGGUAAAGAAAAGACAAAAAAGUGAACCUGGUUGCUAAUGUACCAUGAAAAUGUACUUCAGAGACACAGAAGAGUAAAUAACGGCUGCUACACCUUCACCUGCUGACACGGUUGUAGGAGUGCAAACAACAUUAUUGUAAGAGCUACCUAAUGCUGAACACGCUCAGGAGAAUCCUUCGGUGUUUACGGCGUAUUAACAAAAGGGGAUAUGUUUUUAUUUUGACCAUUUAAUGAUUUAUACCCUCAUAAAGAUCAGUACAAAAAUCAUUUUCAAUUUCUUUGUGUUUCCCUUCUUAGGUGACAGACCUUGAUGUCAAUUUUUAACUGGUAUUCAUUUGAAGAUUUUCAUAUUUCUUCUAGUGCAAUAUUGCAUUAAUAAGCAGAAUAUUUAUGAACCUCAUUUUUUUUUCCUUCUCGACAUUUUACACUUCCCUCUUUUUUGUAAUCCUGGAUG